Messenger RNA from Morone saxatilis (striped sea-bass), 6523 nucleotides. RefSeq names its product GLI family zinc finger 2a (gene gli2a). Lineage: Eukaryota; Metazoa; Chordata; Actinopteri; Moronidae. Gene Ontology annotation, biological process: smoothened signaling pathway; regulation of transcription by RNA polymerase II. Gene Ontology annotation, cellular component: nucleus. The transcript is spliced from 14 exons. Gene Ontology annotation, molecular function: DNA-binding transcription factor activity, RNA polymerase II-specific; RNA polymerase II cis-regulatory region sequence-specific DNA binding. The record is from RefSeq and is a predicted model, not a curated record. Bases 486 to 5057 code for a protein of 1523 amino acids.
AGAUCUCAACACCACCGCAUGUCUCUGCUGCAACUGCCGAGCGAGUCCACAGCGCCUCCAGUUCCAAAACUUUACGCAGAAACAACAACAAAGCCUUUACGCGUCAUGUUGGUUUGCUGAAAGGCGCGCAGAGCACGCACACAAGAGCGCACCUCUCGGAGAAGAUGGAUUGUAAGAAAAAGUUCGAGUCGACUUGUGCUCCGCUCUGAGCCGCUCUCCGGGACGGCGGGGGUGGGAAUGCCGUGCAAACUUUGAGCGUCUCGACAAAACUUUUCUCAACUCGGUUCAUGGAGUUUCGCGUCAAGUCCGAAGAGGCUUGUUUGCGCGUUGUGCGUUCAAUGGUGGUGCCAGCUCAGUCCUAGUUCACGGGAAUCAGACAAGCAGGCAAAGUUUUCCUCGGACAAACAGAAGAGUGAGUGGAAGAGCCUCGGGUUGGGAGUGAGCGAGGACGGCAGUGAAGGUUUUGACAGAAAUUGAAGUGCAUCAUGGAGACUUCAGCUCCAACAGCCACUGAGAAGAAGGAGUGUAAGGGUUCAGGUCUGGAUGGAAGCAGCUUCUCAGAAAUCCCAAAGAAGCCCUCGCCCACCACUCUGACCAGAGGUGCCCACCACCUCUUCCCGACGUUUCACACACCCAUUCCAAUUGACAUGAGACACCACGAGGGGCGAUACCAUUAUGAGCCACACCCACUCCAUGCCAUGCAUGGACCUCCAGGACUGACAGGCAGUCCAGUCAUCUCAGAUAUUCCCCUGAUCCGUCUGUCACCCCACGGGGCGCCGGGUUCGGGUGAAUCACCGUUCAGCCCUCCACAUCCUUACGUCAGCCCCCACAUGGAGCACUACCUACGCUCUGUACAUGGCAGCCCCACGCUCUCUAUGAUCUCAGCGGCCCGAGGACUGAGCCCUGCUGAGGUGACCCACGAGCACCUGAAGGAGCGCGCCCUGUUCAGUCUCCCUCCUCCACCACCAGGGGCCAACCCCACGGAGUACUACCACCUGAUGGCCAGUGCCAGCCAGCGGAGCCCCUACGGCGACCUGCUGAUGCAGAGCGGCGCAGCGGCGGCCGCAGCAGCAGCAGCGGCGGCGGCAGCUGCAGCUCAUCUACCAGAUUACAUCAGCCCCGUGGAUGUGUCCCGUUUCUCCAGCCCGCGGCUGACACCCCGACUGAGCAGGAAGAGGGCGCUGUCCAUCUCCCCACUGUCAGAUGCCAGCAUUGACCUGCAGACCAUGAUCCGCACCUCACCCAACUCCCUGGUGGCUUACAUCAACAACUCCCGCUCCAGCUCGGCCGCCAGCAGCUCCUACGGGCACCUGUCAGUCGGAGGGAUCAGCCCCUCGUUCAGCUUCCCUCAUCACAUCAACCCUGUGGCGUACCAGCAGCUGUUGUCCCAGCAGAGGAGUCUCAACGCCUUCGGCCACACGCCUCCGCUCAUUCAGCCAUCGCCGUCCUCUUUCUCUGCUCGCCAACACCCCCUCACUGUGUCAGCUAUGGCCACCUCCCACAACAGCUCCAGCUCAGAGGCAAACCAGAAUGCCAGUGGAGACCCAGCAGUGAGUAGCACAGUCAACCCACUCACCACUAAAAGGUCAAAGGUAAAGACAGAAGCAGAGGGUCCGCUGCCCAUCUCACCGUCCUCUCAGGACCACGGUGGGGGGAUCUUGGACCUGAGUGAGGAUCUGGAUAAAGACGAGUGCAAACAGGAGCCCGAGGCCAUAUAUGAGACCAACUGCCACUGGGAGGGCUGUAGCAAGGAGUAUGACACGCAGGACCAACUUGUUCAUCACAUCAACAACGACCACAUCCACGGUGAGAAGAAGGAGUUUGUGUGUCGCUGGGUGGAGUGUUCCCGGGAGCAGAAGCCCUUCAAGGCUCAGUACAUGCUGGUGGUCCACAUGAGGCGUCACACUGGGGAGAAGCCGCAUAAAUGCACAUUUGAGGGCUGCGCAAAAGCUUAUUCUCGCCUGGAGAACCUCAAGACCCACCUCAGGUCCCACACCGGGGAGAAGCCGUAUGUGUGUGAACAUGAAGGCUGCAACAAGGCCUUCUCCAACGCCUCAGACCGGGCCAAGCACCAGAACCGCACACACUCUAAUGAGAAACCAUAUGUGUGUAAGAUCCCGGGCUGUACCAAGCGCUACACAGACCCCAGCUCUCUCAGGAAGCACGUUAAGACUGUCCACGGACCCGAAGCCCACGUCACCAAGAAACAACGAAGUGACGUACCACCCAGACUGCAGCCACCCAAAGGCAACGGGGAGAAUGAGGCGAAUUCCAAGCUCAGUGCAAGAGGCGUGGACGGCAAGAUUGAGGCCAACAGCACCUCUAGAGGAGUGGAGGACUGCCUGCAAGUCAAAUCUAUCAAGACCGAGAACUCUAUGACAUAUCAGUCCAGUCCUGGUGGCCACUCAUCAUGUAGCAGCGAGCCAUCGCCUCUCAGCAGCACCAACAACAACGACAGUGGGGUAGAGAUGGCCAUGCACAGCGGGGGCAGCUUCGGGGACCUCAGUGCACACGAUGAGUGCCCCAUGGUUGACUCCACUGUUUCUGCUGGCGGACAGCAGGCUGGGAUGGGGCUUCAGAUGAGGAAAGCUGUGGGUCAUGGUUGCGCAGUUACCAUCAAGCUGGAGAACAUCAAGAAGGAAAGGCUGAAGACAGUGAGGGACUCCUGCCCAUGGGUCAACUCUGCACCACAGCCACUGCAGGGCCAACGCAACAACAUGAAGCUGCCUCCCAUACCUGCAGUCGGUUCCUUGCUGGAGAACUCCAACGUGAUAAGUAACUUAAGCGGUUCGUACCCUGGCCAGCGCAUGGGUGACCUGUCUUCAUGUGAAGUAACACUGCUAAACCAGCUGAAUGAACGCCGUGACAGCACUACCAGCACCCUCAGCUCAGCUUACACCAUGAGUCGGCGCUCCUCCGGCAUUUCACCCUGCUAUUCCAGCCGCCGUUCCAGUGAGGCGUCUCAGUUUGGAGGUAACAGGCACAACAAUAUCAGUUCUGCCGAUUCCUAUGACCCAAUCUCCACUGAUCUGUCUCGCCGCUCCAGCGAGGCCAGCCAGUGUGGAGGUGGUGGUGUCAGUGGAGGAGGCGGAGGAGGUCUCCCAAGCCUCCUUAGUCUGACACCAGCUCAGCAUUAUCGACUUAAAGCAAAGUAUGCUGCUGCCAUUGGUGGAGCUCCACCUACUCCUCUCCCGAAUAUGGAUCGAAUGAGCCUGAGGACCCGCAUGGCGCUCUACAGUGACUCUCAGGAAGGUUCAUCACACCUAUUCCACCAACCACCCUCUGGAAGUGUGCCUCGGCGAUGCAGUGAUAUUGGAUAUGGCUCACAGAGCAUGAUGCCCCAUGAGGUACCCAACAGCCUUCCACGCCGUGCCAGUGACCCAGUGCGUCGUCCCACACUGGACCCUCUCUCCUUUCCAAGGGUUCAGCGCUAUAACAGCAUGAACAGCAUGAAUCCCAUGAAUGGUCCAGCUGACCGCCACCAGGCACUGGCCAUGCAGGGAUACACUCGCUCUGACGGCAGUCUGCAACGCUACCCAUUCGCCCCCAGACCACCUAGCAUUUCAGAGAAUGUAGCCAUGGAAAACAUGGCAGUAGAUGGGAUGAUGAUUGAGCAGACUGGGGAGGAUGAUAUGGUGCUUCCAGAUGAUGUGGUGCAGUACCUCAGGUCCCAGAAUUCUGGCCCCUCAGGUCACAACUCGGGGCAAGUAGAUUACCAUUCCAACAGUCAGACUCAGGGCUACCAAACAGGCAUGCCCCCACCAGCAUCAUUUUAUGCACAGAGGAGAAUGGCCAUGGUGGAUGCCACAAUGACUCAGUCUGGUCAGGACAUGCAAUCCUGUCAGAUGGUUCCCAGUGGCUCCCAGCAGCCCUUCUCAGCACCAUUGGAAAACAUGAACAAGAACAACAUGCCGGUGCAGUGGAACGAGGUGAGCUCAGGAACUGUGGACACCACAACCAAGCUCUCCAAACCACAGCAGCAUCCUCUCAGAGGGAACCUAGCUGUUGCUCAGCAGAGGCACAAUUUUGGUUCCUUCCAGGGACAAGGUCAAGGCCUGGGCAGCAACCAGCAGGUAGUGCCUAUGAGUCAGAAUAUGUCUAUGCAGGGCUAUGUGAACCACAACAGCCAGAGGCUGAUGAACAUUUCCCACCAGCAGCAUCAGCAACAGAGGCAAUGCAACAAUGUGAACUUUAGUGAACAAAUGAGUCCUCAGCAAGGGUUUGGCCAAGAGGCAAUCCCAAAUUCUAUAUCUGGGAGCACUAGCAUGAGGCCUACUCGAAACAGUAUGGCAGAUCCAGAACUGCAAAGUUACAGAGCAAGGACACAGAUUGAUGGGUAUUCUCAUGUGAACCAAGUGGAUCCGCAGCAAAAUUACAGUGUUCUUUCACAGCAGCAGCAGCAUAAUAUCCAUAAUGGAGGCAGAGGAAUGUUACAACCCAGGCCUCCCACAGAACCCAAGUCCACUGCCAGACAACAUACAGGGUCUGGCAUGGUGCAACCGAGCCGAAUACCCAAGUUAUCUGAUUUGAGCCCCAGUCGUGGUACUGACACCUCAGAGGCGAGCCCAAAGAGGCCCAGUGGGUCAGCAGCCCACACCAGCAACUCUGAAAAUCCAAACACUGCUGUGUUCUACACAGGUCAGAUUCAUAUGUUUGAGCCAACUUCUGUCACCUUUGAUGCCCCCAUGUCCCCCUGUGCCAACCAGGCUCCUGCCAGCAACACCACUGCGCCAGUAAACAUGGCCUCACCAGGAGUCAACCUGGUCUCCAGCAGUACGGUGGAUUCUUCCACUGGUGGAUCUGGUGGCACGGAGCAUGCCCAGAUCGACUUUGACACCAUGCUAGAUGACGGGGACCACUCCAGCCUAAUGUCGGGCACCCUAAGUCCUGGCCUUCUUCAGAGCCUCUCCCAGAAUUCCUCACGUCUCACCACCCCCCGCAACUCUGUCACCCUUGCGUCUGUUCCGGCAGGGAUUGGCAACAUGGCCAUCGGUGACAUGAACUCUAUGCUCACAGCCUUGGCUGAAGAAAGCAAGUUCCUCAACAUGAUGAGCUGAGAGCAAACAAACACCUUAUCAUCCAUCCAGUCUUAACCAUUUCUACAUCAGGACAACACAAGAGAGCACUGAUUGAACAAUGCAAAACUGGCUAUUUCAUACAUUUCAUACAUGAGUUUUCCUCAUUGUCCAUAGUAAUGUGCUUAUUUUGUAAUAUUUGCUUCAGAUUAUAAUAUGUUACAUUAAAAAAAUUAUAGUAAGUAUAACUAGGGUCAAGGACAAUUUUCUAUCAUUAUUUGUUAAAAAGCCAUACAUUUUACCAACAAAUAUAUGAUAGCCCAGGGUAUAUAAAUGCAUCUACAACCAAUUGCCAUUCAGUAUUUGCUUGUGUAAUAGCCCUUUACAAAUUGGUGCACUGAAAACAGUUCCCAUAGUACCUUGCUGAGGACAUCAUCUGAGAACGACAUGAAAACAGAGUUACAAGGAAAUGGACAAGAUAUGUAGAUAACAGAUCAUAUUUUCUCAUGAAGACUUUAUAUGUAUAGAUUAUACUGUAUGGUACUUGCUUUAAGUUAUGCUAUAGACUUUUGAUGUUUAAACUGGGGCUGUCAAAGGUAACAGUAACAUGUGAACACCCACUAUUAAUUCAAAAAGGUAAUAAUGAUUACAUUUUUAAACUCUAUCACAUUGUUCAUACAUGUAUAAAUUGGUACAUGCCUAUUAUUACAAAAACACUAACUGCUAUUGCAGUUUUUACAAUAUAUGCACAUACACAUGCAUAUAUGCUAUUGUAGCAGCCUGUCUUGUGCACAACCUGUUUUGUGCUGCUUUCAAUGACGCCUAGAUUUUGCAACGAAGGUUAUUUGUAAAUCUGAGCAAAUUUCUUGAAAUAGAGAAUGCAAUUAACACCAUUCAACAAGAAGUUUGUGACUAAUUGUAAUUCACAAAAUGAAGAAUUUGGCAGCCCUAGUUUAAACACGUGGUUGAUCAACAUUAUGAUCCACAGAUAUUAAGUGCUUUUUGAUCAUAGUCUGAGCUCCUGGGGAUGGCACUGUAAAAUCAGAUUUCCUUCUCUGCCCUCUGCAUCAGAAGCGUUAACUCUCCAUGGUCCCAUCUCACAAGGGUAAAUGAUUGAAAAGGACAAGGAUAUGCCUCCGUGUUAAGUCUAUCAGGGCACAUGAACCCCUGUGUCUGAUGAGGAGCAUUCUCUGAAAGAAUAUACAAGUACCUCUGUGUGUUCUCAGUAGAGAUCCAAUCCUAAUUAACACAUUCAUACCACCCCCCCACCCCAGCGCUGCACCCCAUACUUCCCCUGGGCUCUGGAUGAACUGCAGAGAGUCCAGGAAGGGACACAGACUUUGAUAAUGAAAUCCUGUUUCGGACAGGAUUGCUGAACUAGCCCUGCAAAUUCCUCAGUUUUAUUAUGUUUGCUGAAUUUCUAAGUAGCCUUUAAAAUGUUUGUGUAUGCUACCAUUCACUUUUACUAUGCUCAGUGUGUGUGGGUUUGUGUGAGUGUGUGUAUAUAG